Messenger RNA from Aspergillus puulaauensis, 1452 nucleotides. RefSeq lists its product as uncharacterized. The transcript has 3 exons. The coding region runs from base 1 to 1452 and encodes 483 amino acids. The record is from RefSeq and is a predicted model, not a curated record. Gene Ontology annotation, biological process: transmembrane transport. Gene Ontology annotation, molecular function: transmembrane transporter activity. NCBI's taxonomy places the organism in Eukaryota, Fungi, Ascomycota, Eurotiomycetes, Eurotiales, Aspergillaceae.
AUGACCCUCGAGGCCACCCGCGCAGGGGUCGCAAAAGAAGCAAGCCCGGUGAUUCAGGAUCUGGAAGCCACCGAUCCCUUGCUGCCGCAGAACUGGUCGAAGACACGGAAAUGGCUUAUUCUGAUUGCUCUGUCCCUGAUGUCCCUGAUGGUGAACAUGUCGCUGGUCAUCUGCUCACCAGCCAGCACUGCAAUGGCCCAAGAGUUCAAUAAUUACGACGAAUUCCUGUCAGUGUUCUUCAUUACCGUGCCUAAUCUCGGAGAAAUCAUCGCUCCCCUCUACAUUGGCCCGCUGUCUGAGAGACUGGGGCGCGCGCCCAUCUGUCAUUUCUUCAACUUCACCUUCCUCAUCUUCACGAUGAUUGCGGGCUUCAGUAACAGCUUCGCUAUGGUCAUCGUGUUCAGGUUCCUCGCAGGGGCAUCGGUCUCGUCGAUUUGCCUGAACCCAGCGAUCACAGGCGAUUUGUUCACCAUAGAAGAGCGGGGAUCCGCCAUGUCGCUGACCAGUCUGAUUCCCAUCCUCGGCACUGCCGUGGGCCCCAUUGUGGGCGGCUAUAUUACACAGUACCUCAAUUGGCGCUGGACUUUCUGGCUGAUGGCGAUUGUCAGCGCCACUCUCGCGAUCAACAUGGCCGUCGUCCUCAAGGAAACCUACGUGCCCGUGAUCCGCCGCAAGGUACGCUGUGACCGGGCAGCAGCAGCAGCAGCAGUCACUCCGCGACAAACGUACUUUCAAGGGUGGGGCAUGACAACGGUCAAGGCGCUGGCCCUCCUCGCGGUACGCCCAUUUGUCAUACUGAGCCAGUCUCGAAUCGCCGUGCUGAUGGGACUGUACCUGGCCCUCCUCUUUGCCUACAUUUCGCUCCUCGCGGCGACGCUAGCCACCGUCUUUCAAGAAGCCUACGGCUUCUCGGAAAGCCAGUCGGGUCUGAUCUACAUCGCUAUGACGAUCGGCACCCUGAGCGGUGCAAUCAUGUGCCGCUUUACACUCGACUACUUUCUCCUCCGCGGGUUUUCCUUCAAACAGCCAGAUCAAGCAGUUCCCCCGCGCCCUGAAAAUCGCCUGAUCCCUAUCCUCCCGGCGAUGGUGGCCUUCCCCGUCGGCCUGUUCCUGUACGGAUGGUCGGUGGAGAAGCGGCUGCAUUGGACAGUCCCGGCCUUGGCAACGCUGCUGUGUGGAUUCUCCCUUUCCAGCAGCACCACUCCAAUCAUGAAUUACCUUGUGGAUAUCUUUGGUGAUCGCUCGGCGUCGGCUGUGGCCGCCGUGCUGCCCCUCCGCUAUGUAGGCGGCGCCUUCAUGCCGGUGGCGGCCCCGUAUAUGUACGGCCGGCUAGGGUAUGGCUGGGGCAACUCCCUGUUGGGCUUUGUGCUUCUUGUUGCGUUGCCCGCGCCUUACCUGGUGGUUGUCCACCCGCAGCGGAUGCGGGCGCUGACGGCUGUCAGAGAGGGUUGA